Scomber japonicus (chub mackerel) is the source of this 1875-nucleotide messenger RNA. It is a transcript of the gene p2ry10, whose product is annotated as P2Y receptor family member 10. Gene Ontology annotation, biological process: phospholipase C-activating G protein-coupled receptor signaling pathway; positive regulation of Rho protein signal transduction. Gene Ontology annotation, molecular function: G protein-coupled receptor activity. Gene Ontology annotation, cellular component: membrane. The record is from RefSeq and is a predicted model, not a curated record. Bases 178 to 1482 code for a protein of 434 amino acids. Lineage: Eukaryota; Metazoa; Chordata; Actinopteri; Scombriformes; Scombridae. The transcript is spliced from 4 exons.
UUCUGCUGUUUACAGAGGAGUGUGAAGCUGGGAUGCUGCUGGUACAUGUGGCCGUCAUGCCUUGGUCUGACCUCCACUUUUCAUCCAUGCUGAUCAUUUAGGGAGAAGACAGCAAAGUACAAGGGUGUCUGAGUGAAAAGAUGAAUUGAAUUAUGCCACUGGUGUCUGUGUGAGGGAAUGACUUUGAAUAUGUCUGGAUCAUGGGAGGAGUCCCUGCUGAACUCUUCUUCCUCCUCCUUCUCCUCCUCCUCCUCACAAUGCAAACACAACAUGACCAGCUGGGAAGAGUGCAUGGAGAAGAUGUACACCUACUUCUACCUGCUGCUCUUCAUCCCUGGGCUGCUGCUCAACACCACUGCCCUCUGGGUCCUCUGCAAACACAUUAGUAAGAAGACCAAGACGGUGAUCUUCAUGAUAAACCUGGCGGUGGCAGACCUGGCCCACAUCCUCUCUCUGCCCCUCAGGAUCUACUAUUACUUCAAUCAUACAUGGCCCUUUGGACGGGGCAUGUGCUUGUUCUGCUUCUAUCUCAAAUACCUCAACAUGUACGCUGCAAUAGCGUUCUUGGUGUGUAUUAGUGUGCAGAGAUGUGUCUUCCUGCUGAACCCAUUCUCUGCUCGCCAAUGGAGGCGGCGCUACGACGUGCUGAUCAGUUUUAUAGUGUGGGUGGUGGUUGGUUUGGGCUGCUCGCCUUUCAUUUUGAUGCGAAGCAGCAGCAGCAGCAGUGCCAGCAGUGUCAGUGUCGGUACACAGCCAGUCUUAAACAUGUCCAAUUCUUUUUAUGCUGCUACGACCCAUCAUCCCACCACUUACAUCAAGCUCUACACGCCGCCUUUCAUUACCAGCCCCAGCAGAUCCACAGAGAUCCCCAGUACCAACUCUACUAAUGUCGGCUGCUUUAAGGAUUUGCCCAUGCGUCGUCUGCCUACUUCUCUGGCGGUUGCCAUGAUGGCUCUGGCUGAGCUAUUUGGCUUUGUGAUUCCUUUAACCUGCAUUUGUUACAGUUCCAUCCGCAUCGCCCACUCCCUCAACCAGAGAAAGACCCAGGAGGAUCAGAACAACAGCUCCUCAACACGCAACCGCACUCAGUCAGUCAGCUCAACAGAUAAAUGUCAUACAAACAGUGAGAAGCGCCGUGCCCUGCAGAUGGUGCUGGGCUGCACUAUGCUCUUCUUGGUCUGCUUCGCCCCCUACCAUCUGAACUUCCUGCUCUACCUGAUGGUGUCCCAGGACAUUGUGUCCCACUGCCCUACCAGGCUGGCCGUGCGUCAGUUCCACCCGAUGUCUCUGUGCCUGGCUAGCCUGAGCUGCUGCCUCAACCCUCUGCUCUAUUACUUUCUGACAGCUGAGUUCAGAUUACACCUCACCAGGCGCACCUCCUCCGUUACUUCUGCACUCCUCUCCUCCCCGAUCAGCUCCCGGACUCAGCGCCCUGCACCGCAGAGGUUGACAAGCAUGGAGAGCAACUGCUCAGAGUUCUGAGAAUGACAGAGCUAGACAAAAUUCAGAAGAGCAACAGAUAGAUCAUGAUGAACUUGAAAACAGACUCAUCCAAAGAUCCAAGCAACACAACAUGAUGUUAGCACAUGUCUUUAAGUGUCACAGCUGUCCAGUACAAACUGACCCACUGAGCUUUGACUUCAAUGUGAAGAGGCUCUCAGAGGACACAGUUUCAGAACAAACAGAUCAGGAACUGAAAUGGUGCCUAUUGUGUGUUAUGCAAUGUGUGGGUACAGGAUAGGCUGCCCACAACAAGCUGCUUCUGUAUCACGUGUCUCCUGUUCACAUCAUCAGCAAUUUUAAAUAAGCUAUAAGUUCUAUGUAAAUGUAUACCAAUAUACUGCAAAUAAAAUCAAGUCUUUGCCUUCUUUCUUA